UUUCUUUUUCCCCACUUUCUGGCCUAACCAGCAAACCUACAGCUACUCCUGAGCUCAUCUGAGAGAUUCAGAACACCAACAUGGAAAACUGUGUUGAUGUCAAAAUAGACACCAAGGGAGAAAGAAUGCCAAUGAAGCAGAAUCCACUGAGCACGGGUGGGAAGAGUUUCUGCAGAGCUGUGGGUUACCUCACUGGAGACAUGAAGGAUUUUGGAACCUGGCUGAAAGACAAACCUCUCCCGAUCCAGCUGCUUGACUGGGUGCUGCGUGGGAUAUCCCAGGUGAUGUUUGUCAACAAUCCCCUCAGUGGGCUGGUCAUUCUGACUGGCCUCCUGCUGCACAACCCCUGGUGGACACUCACUGGAUGUGUGGGAACACUUGUCUCAACUUUAACAGCACUUAUUCUGGGUCAGGACAGAUCAGCCAUAGCAGCAGGCCUGUACGGCUACAACGGGGUCUUGGUGGGACUGCUGAUGGCUGUGUUCUCUGCUGAUGGAGACUACAACUGGUGGCUCCUCCUGCCAGUGGCACUGGUGUCCAUGACCUGCCCUAUUUUCACUAGUGCUUUAAGCACAGUUUUCUCUAAGUGGGACCUGCCUGUUCUCACCUUGCCUUUCAACUUGGCCUUGACCCUCUAUCUGGCUGCUUCAGGACCACACAACCUCUUCUUCCCUACAACUGUCAUUAAUCCUGCCACAGCAACACCGAACAUCACCUGGGCAGAUGCUGAAAUCACAAUGCUCCUGCAAUCCAUUCCAGUGGGCGUGGGCCAGGUUUAUGGCUGUGACAAUCCCUGGACUGGGGGAAUUUUCCUGAUUGGUUUAUUUAUCUCCUCUCCACUCAUUUGUGUCCAUGCAGUGAUCGGCUCAGCAGUGGGGAUGCUGGCAGGGCUGAGCUUAGCAACACCGUUUAACCAGAUCUACCUGGGGCUGUGGGGCUACAACAGCUCUCUGUCCUGUGCUGCCAUCGGGGGCAUGUUCUUGGCUCUCACCUGGCAGUCACACCUCCUGGCCAUGGCCUGUGCACUCUUCACUGCAUACCUGGGAGCAGCAGUGACUCACAUGUUGUCUGUGUUUGGGGUGCCAUCAGGAACCUGGCCUUUUUGCUUGUCUGCCCUGAUCUUCCUGCUGAUGACCACGAACAGCUCUGGGAUCUGCAAGCUGCCACUCUCCAAAGUCACCUACCCAGAAGCCAACCGAGCUUAUUAUCUGAUGAUGAAGAAACAUGAGAGGUCUUGCUGUGAGCCAUAGAGACCCAGGAAGAGAGAAACUCAGCAGAUUUUAAGGCAAGAGCACGAGGUGUUUGCCCAGCAGACUGUGAUUUGUGUACUACAAUGCUCAACACCACCUUCUGUGUGGAGAGACUUUUCCCACCACAUCAUGUUUGCUCUAUUAAGAAGAUUUCUAUUAGAUAGGACUGUGCUGUGCUGGAAGAUCCUUUCCCAAGAUCAAUCUGUUGUGAUUUUAAAGCACAUAUGUCUGAAACUUGAAUUAUAAGCAAUGGGAAAAUGACUUAUAAGCUGAAAAGAAAAAUCUCUUUGUGAAAUUGAAGACACUGAAAUCAGACAUAAAGAAAUAAAGAGCAUCUUUCAGCACAUGAGGGGACUUCAAAUUAAUGACAGCAAUAGGAGGCAUCCUAGAGAGUUUCCUUGUAGCAGAGAAAUAGAAUGAAGAGCACUCUUUGCCAAAUAGAAAAUAGGUUGUGAAGAAUUUUACCUGGAGGACCUCUCAAACCCCGUGGAGAGAGAUGUUCAUUAGCAAUCAACAAACACAAGAUGGACAUGAUUUUUUGUGAUUUUUGUGUUAAUCUCAUGAUUUCUCUUAAUACUUGAACUUGGUGAUGGGUUAGCAAAGGGGGGGACAGCACGAAAGUCAUUGCUGUCCCUUUCCCAUGCAAUAAAAUAGCUCUGUUCAGUCAAUGCACAAAUAGAACUAAUUUGAGCUGA
This is a messenger RNA of Sturnus vulgaris (Common starling), 1945 nucleotides long. It is a transcript of the gene SLC14A1, whose product is annotated as solute carrier family 14 member 1 (Kidd blood group). Gene Ontology annotation, molecular function: urea transmembrane transporter activity. The record is from RefSeq and is a predicted model, not a curated record. Gene Ontology annotation, cellular component: membrane. Gene Ontology annotation, biological process: urea transmembrane transport. NCBI's taxonomy places the organism in Eukaryota, Metazoa, Chordata, Aves, Passeriformes, Sturnidae.